AUGAAUAUUUUUCUUGUCACUAUUGAACAAUUAAAACAAAAAGUAAUAUUAAAAUGGAUACCAGAUGGUAGUAUAAAAUUAUCUCAAAAUGUUCUGACUGGUUCGUGGUUUCCUCAAAGUGAUAUUUUAGCUCAUCCAAAUGUCAGACUUUUCAUAACUCACGGAGGAUUACAUAGUUUAGAGGAAACCGUUUAUUAUACAAAACCUAUUGUUGCUGUACCAUUUUUUGGUGACCAGCAUUUCAACAUGAAAUUAGUAGAAAUUAAAGGCUACGGUAAACUAGUAGAUUAUUUUGAAAUUACUGAAGAAUCAUUUGGAAAUGCCAUCAAAGAAGUAUUAUCGAAUCCAACGUUUAAAAAUAAUGUAGAAAUCCAGAGUCGUAUCUACAGAGAUCAACCGAUGAAACCUUUACAACGAGCUGUCUACUGGAUUGAAUAUGUUAUUCGGAAUGGAGGAGCUGGACAUCUAAAAGGUGACUCCGUGGGAUUAAAUGAUGUGCAGUACUUUUUGUUGGACAUAGUAUUUAUUUUACUGAUUUUUAUUGUAUGUAUCGUUUGGUCAUGUUAUUUCUUUGUUGUGAGAAUUGCAUCUAAACUAUAUUAA
Macrosiphum euphorbiae (potato aphid) is the source of this 603-nucleotide messenger RNA. The record is from the annotation of a GenBank genome assembly. NCBI's taxonomy places the organism in Eukaryota, Metazoa, Arthropoda, Insecta, Hemiptera, Aphididae.